Molecule: messenger RNA, 921 nt
Organism: Trypanosoma brucei brucei TREU927
Lineage: Eukaryota; Euglenozoa; Kinetoplastea; Trypanosomatida; Trypanosomatidae
Product: NAD dependent deacetylase, putative
Exons: 1
Coding region: 1-921 (306 amino acids)
Molecular function (GO): NAD-dependent protein lysine deacetylase activity; NAD+ binding
Source: RefSeq, a predicted model, not a curated record
AUGGCUGACCGCCUUGCUAUUUUCAUUAAGCAAUGCGGAUUGCAACGGUGCGUGAUCCUCACUGGUGCUGGUUGCAGUACCGAGAGCGGCGUGCCAGACUACCGAGGACCCAACGGUCUUUAUCGCCGUCCGAACUUUGUGCCGCUGACGCGGCAGGUAUUUCUUAGCGGCAGUGAACAUCGGAAGCGCUACUGGGCCCGAAGCAUGUUUGGUUAUAACACCGUUAGCGGGGCAAGCUGCAAUGACACGCAUAUGGGUCUGUAUGAGUUGUAUCGGGCCGGUGUUGUGAACCGGCUGCUGACGCAAAAUGUGGAUGGUCUCCAUCACCUUGCAGCCCAUGGAGGUACGGGGAGCAAAACUGUUGAAGCAUACGCCAAAUACACCUCCAGCAACUCUGGUGUGUUGGAGUUGCAUGGGAACAUACACCAGGUUUGCUGCAUGCAGUGCGGUGAUGUGAGUCCACGGCGGCGGCUUCAGCAACGGUUGUGUGAGGCCAAUUACCAACUGUGUAGGGAUUACGAGGCUGAAUUUAGUGAAGUACGACCUGAUGGCGACUACGAGGUCCCUGACCGUGUUGUGCAGGCCAUGCAGCUUGUGUGCUGUGAGCAUUGUGGUGGCUUGCUGAAACCACACGUUGUUUUGUUUGGCGAGAACGUACCUAAGGAGUGUGUCAGGGAGGCGUAUACUGCUGUUCGCGCUGCUUCCUGCCUGAUCUGCCUCGGGACGUCACUUCAAGUUUUCAGUGCCCUCCGCUUUGUGCUCGCUGCGCGCGAGAGCGGUGUGCCCAUUGCUAUUGUCACGGCGGGAAGGACGCGAGCUGACGGUUUGGAAGAGUUGAAGGUGGACACAAAUAGCACAGCUGCCACAAUGCGUGGGGUGGUGAAACAGCUCUUGGGGUUCGAGUUGGGCGGCACGAAGUAA